UUUCUUCUUUCUUUCUAAUGAUGCGUUUGGCUUUGUUGGCUACCCUUUGCAGCGUCAUCGCAGCUGUUGCCAUUGUCGUUGCGGCUGCCCCUGCGUCGCCCGUCUCCCCUGCUGCGCCGUCUGCCUCUGCGUCUGCCUUUGCAUCUGCCUCUGCCUCAGCGCCCGACGCAGCCACCCCGCAGUACCUCAUCGGUGCUGGCAUCUAUGACAUCACCGGUCCGAUCGUCGACGUCAACUUUAUGGGCUAUGCGGCCCCGGCUCAGACUGGCCGCGGCUUGCACUUCCGCCAGUAUGCGCGCACGCUCAUUGUGCAAGACCCGACGACUGGAAAGCGCGUCAUUUACGUGAGCGCUGAUGCGUGCAUGGCCACCCAGAUUAUGCGUCUGCAAGUGUCGCAAAAGCUCGCUGCUGUGCUGCCCGACUACGAGGAGGCCAGCUUGUGCAUUUCGGGCAUCCACACCCACUCGACCCCUGCCGGCUUCUUCCAGUACGUGCUCUUCCAAAUCACCUCGCUGGGCUUUGUCAAGGAAACGCUCGAUGCGUACGUUGACGGCAUUGUUGCGUCGAUCGUCCAGGCGCACGGCAACCUGCAGCCCGGCAACCUGUUUGUCAACCAGGGCGAGCUGGUCGGUGCCAACAUCAACCGCAGCCCCUCGGCAUACUUGAACAACCCCGCCGCCGAGCGCGCCAAGUACCAGUACGACACCGACACCAACAUGGUCCUGCUGAAGGCUGUCGACGCCAACAACAACGACCUCGCCAUGUUCAACUGGUUUGCCGUCCACUGCACCUCGAUGAACAACACCAACCGUCUUGUCAGCGGCGACAACAAGGGCCACGCCUCGUACCUGUUCGAAAAGCAAAUGAACGGCAAGGCGACGCUGCCUGGCAAGGGCAAGUUUGUGGCUGCCUUUGCCCAGACCAACUCUGGCGACGUCUCCCCCAACACUGCUGGCGCGUUCUGCAUUUCUGGCAAGGACGCCGGCAAGCCCUGCGACUUUUACACCUCCCUGUGCGACGGCCGCAGCGAGCCGUGCGUCGGCUUUGGCCCUGGCAAGGACAUGACGGACUCGACCCGCAUCAUUGCCGAAAAGCAGCUGGCCACCGCUCAGGCGCUCUACGCCAACGCCUCGACGCUGGUGCAAGGCGCCAUCGACUACCGUCACGUGUACUUGGACAUUACCAACCUCACCGUCAACUACAACAACCGCUCUGGCCAGACCUGCCCUCCCGCCAUGGGCUACGCCUUUGCCGCCGGCACCACUGACGGCGCCGGUGCCUUCAACUUUUACCAGGGCGAAAACUCGUCCAACCCCUUCUGGAAUGUGGUGAGCGGCUUCCUCUCCAAGCCGAGCUCGGAGCAGAUUGCCUGCCACGCACCCAAGCCCAUCCUGCUCAACACUGGCUACCUGAACAAGCCGUACGCGUGGCAAGCUUCAAUUGUCGACCUGCAGAUUCUGCGCGUCGGCCAGAUUUUCAUUGUUGCCAUCCCCUCCGAGUUUACCACCAUGGCUGGCCGUCGUCUCCGCGAUGCCGUCAAGCAAGCGCUCAUCGAAGAAGGCGCCAUCGAUCAAAACGGUGUUGUCCUCAUCUCCGGUCUGAGCAACACUUAUUCUGACUAUGUCACUACCUUUGAAGAGUACCAAGUGCAGCGCUACGAGGGUGGCAGCACAGCGUACGGCCCGCUGACACACGACGGAUACCUGCAAGAGUUUACCAAGAUUGCUCGCGCGAUGGCUCGCAACCAGCCGCUGCCCCCAGGCCCCAACCCCCCGGACAUGGACGACAGCGCCCAGUUCUCGUUCUUGCCGCCCGUGAUUGAAGACGCCGUGCCGCUGGGCAAGAAGUUUGGCGAUGUGGUGACUGAGCCUGCUGCUUCGUACAGCGUCGGCGCCUCGGUUCAGGCUGUCUUUUGGUCUGGCUGCCCUCGCAACGACCUGUACACCAACGAGUCGUACCUCACUGUCGAGCAACAGCAAGCCGAUGGCUCCUUUGCCGUCGUGCUGACGGACGCUGACUGGGAUACUGUUCUCGAGUGGAAGCGAACCUUCACCGAGAGCCCCGAGUCGCACGCCACGGUCGUCUGGAACAUUGCUGCAGGCACCGCCCCCGGUGUCUACCGCAUUCGCCAUUUCGGCGCACACAAGAACAUUCUCGAGCUGGGCAAGAUUACCCGCUACUCGGGCACCUCGCGCACCUUUGUUGUGACUGCUUGAAAUGCCCAAUGCUGUUGACUGCAUUCAUUCCAGCCGCGGGGCUGUGUAGAUCACAAAAAAAUACAGCCACUUGAUUUCGAUCAA
Molecule: messenger RNA, 2300 nt
Organism: Capsaspora owczarzaki ATCC 30864
Lineage: Eukaryota; Filasterea; Ministeriida; Capsasporidae
Product: neutral/alkaline nonlysosomal ceramidase
Exons: 4
Coding region: 18-2216 (732 amino acids)
Biological process (GO): sphingosine biosynthetic process; long-chain fatty acid biosynthetic process; ceramide catabolic process
Cellular component (GO): extracellular region
Molecular function (GO): N-acylsphingosine amidohydrolase activity
Source: RefSeq, a predicted model, not a curated record